AUGCCCCCGCUGCCCGGCACUGUGGGCCUGGCAGGUCUGCUCUUCUGGGCAGGCCAGACAAUGAACGCCUUGAUGCCCAAUGCUACCCUGGCACUGGCUCAGACCAAGGGCACAGCUGUGAGGCCCCCAAGUGGCCUGGGGGUGCCCCGGUACCGGCGGAAGCGCCACAUCUCUGCCCGGGACAUGAGUGCCUUAUUGGAUUAUCACAACCACAUCCGGGCCAGCGUGCACCCACCUGCUGCCAACAUGGAGUAUAUGGUCUGGGACGAGCGGCUGGCUAGGUCAGCUGAGGCCUGGGCCUCCCAGUGCAUUUGGGCCCACGGGCCCUCACAGCUGAUGAGAUACGUGGGCCAGAACCUGUCUGUCCGUUCUGGCCGGUACCGCUCGGUGGUGGAUCUUGUGAAGUCUUGGUCAGAGGAGAAGCGGCAUUACUUGUUUCCAGCCCCGAAGGACUGUACCCCGCACUGCCCCUGGCGCUGCCGUGGCCCCGUCUGCUCCCACUACACCCAGAUGGUGUGGGCAUCUUCCAAUCGGCUGGGCUGUGCCAUCCACACCUGUGGCAGCAUCCGUGUCUGGGGCAGCACCUGGCACCAGGCUGUGUACCUGGUCUGCAACUACGCCAUUAAGGGUAACUGGGUUGGCGAGGCGCCGUACAAGACGGGGAGGCCGUGUUCCGCCUGCCCCCCCAUCUACCAAGGCAGCUGCAGCAGCAAUAUGUGCUUCUCAAGACACAAGUCCAACAAACUCCUGUGGUUCUGAAUUUUCCCUGGGCUCUGGCAGGCCUCCAGCUGGGCCUGAUGCUCUUCCCCAAGACGGGGUCUUCCCCAAGACCCUUCCCCAAGACGGGGUCAAGGAAUACUCUUUCAAGGACGUGAGUUGGGCUCACUGCAUCAGCCUGAAUCUUCCCUCCUGCUUCCAUUUCCUAAACGUCCAGCAUGUGCCAGAAGAAAACAGCCUCCUUGCUUUCCUUCUUACCUGUUACAUCUUUUUCUCCUCCGGCCUCCGGGAAAGAGGCCUGCCUCCUCAACUGACUCAGUUCUCAGAGAGCCAGGGCUGGAAGAAGCAGAGGCAGCAGCUUUUGGACUCUCAGGCCUCCAACCCGCAAGUCUUUGUGUAUCCAAUAAACUACCUUCAUUUGUUCAAUAAUAGCCAACCAGCUUCUGGGCCGUCUUUGCAGACCAGUGGUCUCCCUCUCUGAUUUGGGACCAUUUCAGUUACAGGCUUUUACAAAAUACCUGUAGUUGGCUUGUGGACACCCCACCCCCAGUGUACGUUGCUGAAGCCACCGCAGGGUCCAGGCACCCUUUCCACAGGUUUAAUCAGGCUUAGCGAAAGGGCGUGACUUACUGAAGCUGCACGGCUUGUCUGGGAAGGCACCCAGCUUGAAGCUCAGGCUCCGACAUCUCCUUCAGGCUGUUCUAGACACCUCUCUGAAUGCUCAGAACUGACCAGCUAAAAGCAAAGCUCGCCUGAAAGAAUUCUCUCUUUUAAGAUUUUUUUUUUUUCUUCCUGUGGCU
Messenger RNA from Dama dama (fallow deer), 1517 nucleotides. It is a transcript of the gene R3HDML, whose product is annotated as R3H domain containing like. The transcript has 5 exons. NCBI's taxonomy places the organism in Eukaryota, Metazoa, Chordata, Mammalia, Artiodactyla, Cervidae. The record is from RefSeq and is a predicted model, not a curated record. The coding region runs from base 1 to 759 and encodes 252 amino acids.